AUGUGGAAAUGGAUACUGACACAUGGUGCCUCAGCCUUUCCCCACCUGCCCGGCUGCUGCUGCUGCUGCUUCUUGUUGCUCUUCUUGGUGUCUUCCUUCCCUGUCACCUGCCAAGCUCUUGCUCAGGACAUGGUGUCACCGGAGGCCACCAACUCUUCUUCCUCUUCCUCCUCCUCUUCCUCCUCCUCCUCCUCCUCUUCCUCCUCCUCCUCCUCCUCUUCCUUCUCCUCUCCUUCCAGUGUGGGGAGGCAUGUACGGAGCUACAAUCAUCUCCAAGGAGAUGUCCGCUGGAGGAAAUUAUUCUCUUUCACCAAGUACUUUCUCAAGAUUGAGAAGAACGGAAAGGUCAGCGGAACCAAGAAGGAGAACUGCCCGUACAGUAUCCUGGAAAUAACAUCAGUGGAAAUUGGAGUUGUUGCCGUCAAAGCCAUUAACAGCAACUAUUACUUAGCCAUGAACAAGAAGGGGAAACUCUAUGGCUCAAAAGAAUUUAACAAUGACUGUAAGCUGAAGGAAAGGAUAGAGGAAAAUGGAUACAAUACCUACGCCUCCUUUAACUGGCAACAUAACGGCAGACAAAUGUAUGUGGCAUUGAACGGAAAAGGAGCGCCCAGGAGAGGACAGAAAACACGAAGGAAAAACACCUCAGCUCACUUUCUUCCGAUGGUGGUUCACUCGUAGAGGAAGACAGUGUUGGUGGAUAUCAAAGGCUCUUUGGCCAAGAACAGUUACCAUUCUUCAUGAACGUGAUAAUACUGAAGGCAAACACGUCACAGACAUCUGCUCGUUGUAAUGAAAGGAAGCCUUUGGAGAUGUUUUUAUUCACUGCUGACGUACCUAUAAUGUUCUUUUCAUUAGCUCUGUGUCAUGCCUUAUAACCAAGAUAUAGGCAGAU
Dipodomys spectabilis (banner-tailed kangaroo rat) is the source of this 895-nucleotide messenger RNA. It is a transcript of the gene Fgf10, whose product is annotated as fibroblast growth factor 10. The coding region runs from base 1 to 681 and encodes 226 amino acids. Gene Ontology annotation, molecular function: type 2 fibroblast growth factor receptor binding; growth factor activity; chemoattractant activity. The record is from RefSeq and is a predicted model, not a curated record. Gene Ontology annotation, cellular component: cytoplasm. Gene Ontology annotation, biological process: cell differentiation; positive regulation of protein phosphorylation; positive regulation of epithelial cell migration. Lineage: Eukaryota; Metazoa; Chordata; Mammalia; Rodentia; Heteromyidae. The transcript is spliced from 3 exons.